This is a messenger RNA of Aspergillus terreus NIH2624, 2430 nucleotides long. Its product is annotated as AAA family ATPase SEC18. Gene Ontology annotation, biological process: Golgi to plasma membrane protein transport; intra-Golgi vesicle-mediated transport; SNARE complex disassembly. The transcript has 3 exons. The coding region runs from base 1 to 2430 and encodes 809 amino acids. Gene Ontology annotation, cellular component: Golgi stack. NCBI's taxonomy places the organism in Eukaryota, Fungi, Ascomycota, Eurotiomycetes, Eurotiales, Aspergillaceae. The record is from RefSeq and is a predicted model, not a curated record. Gene Ontology annotation, molecular function: ATP hydrolysis activity; ATP binding.
AUGUUCAACCGCAACAAUAUACCUUCCGUCCCUAAUCCUUUUGGAUCCCGGCAGCCGCCUCAGGGAGGCGGCUACUCCAACCCCAACCAAGGCCCUCCGCCCUAUCCGCAAGGCGAUCACGGACGUCCUGCGCGCCCGCAUCCGGGACGGCCGACUCAGCAGCCCCCGUUGCCAGCGAGAAACCCGGGACAAGACCAGACCUGGUUCCUGCGCCCCGAACGGAGUCCACAUGAUUCCUUUACGUUUGGAAAUCUGCUUGCUAUCUCGCCACAGGACUUCCCUCUGAACCGCGAUGGCGUCGAUCUUUACCUUCUUGUCAAUGACUACUACGUCUUCUCUGCUCGUCCAUAUGGAAGCGUUGCGCCUGGAACCAUCUGCCUGUCUGAACCUCAGCGGUUGUGGGCCGGUGUGGGACUCCGGGAUCAGGUCAAGGUACAGAUCUAUCAUCCAUUCAGCCAAGGUGGGCAGCCGUAUCUUGGCUCGACGGAUAUCGAAGUAAAGUUUGCUGGGAAGAUCAGGCCAAAAGAGCCCUACGACCAAGACGAGUUGGGGGCUGCUGUGAUCAAGAAUUUCCAAAGCCAGAUCUUUGCUCCUCAACAAUUGAUUCUCAUGGAUUACAAAGGCGUCAAGCUCCAGCUGAAAGUGAAAACUGUCCAGCGAGUCGAUCUGGGCUCUGAGAAAGGCGGUGCUGCUGGACGGGUCGAAACAGACAAAACAGCCAGAGGAAUUCUUACGCAGCACAGUCAAGUCAACUUCACCAAGGAUCCGGAAUCGGAAAUCAAUUUGAGGGCGUCGAACCGUAGACCACCGGCCAAUGCAAUUAUUCAACCUGACUUCAAGUUUGAAGACAUGGGCAUUGGUGGUCUUGACUCGGAGUUCAGUACAAUUUUCCGCCGUGCAUUUGCGUCGCGUAUCUUCCCUCCAGGCCUUGUGGAGAAACUCGGUAUCCAACACGUGAAGGGUAUGCUUCUGUACGGUCCGCCUGGUACGGGUAAAACUUUGAUUGCACGACAAAUCGGAAAGAUGUUGAACGCAAGGGAACCGAAGAUUAUCAAUGGUCCAGAAGUGCUCAGCAAAUAUGUUGGUCAGUCCGAGGAGAACAUCCGGAAAGUCUUUGCAGACGCAGAGAACGAAUACAAGGCCAAGGGAGAAGAAAGUGGACUGCACAUCAUUAUCUUUGAUGAGCUCGACGCUGUGUGUAAGCAGCGUGGAAGCACGACUGGUGGAACAGGCGUGGGCGACAGUGUUGUGAACCAGCUACUCUCGAAGCUGGACGGUGUUGAUCAAUUGAACAACAUUCUCCUCAUCGGUAUGACCAACCGAAAGGAUAUGAUCGAUGAUGCGCUGCUGCGGCCUGGUCGUCUAGAAGUGCAUGUGGAGAUCUCUCUUCCCGACGAAAAGGGCCGGAGUCAGAUCCUCAACAUCCAUACCCAGAAGAUGCGACAAAAUGAGAUUAUGGACUCUGAUGUCGAUCUGUUCGAACUGGCCCGGGAGACCAAGAACUUCUCCGGUGCCGAGAUCGCUGGUCUCGUCAAAUCAGCCUCUUCCUUUGCUUUCAACCGGCAUAUCAAGCUUGAAAACAUGGGACACGUCACCGGUGAUGUUUCAAAUAUGAAGGUCAACAGAUCCGAUUUCCAGCUUGCACUAGACGAAGUGAAGCCCGCAUUUGGUGUAUCUGAAGAGCAACUUUCGAGCCGUAUCGAGCAUGGCAUCAUCGAUUACUCGCCCGAGGUUGAGAAGAUUCUCAUGGAGGGCAGACGCUACGUCGACCGUGUCAAGGAGUCCCGGCCUCUUUGGUCUGUGCUGCUGCACGGUCCGGUUGGAAGCGGAAAGACUGCCUUGGCAGCUAAGAUUGCGAUUCAAUCUGAGUUCCCCUUUAUCAAGAUGAUCUGCCCCGAGGAUAUGGUUGGUCUCAGUGAGAUCGCCAAGGUCCAUCACAUUGUCAAGGUUUUCGAAGACGCGUACAAGAGUACGAACAGCAUCGUUGUCGUGGAUAAUAUCGAAAAGAUCAUCGAAUAUCGCCCUGUUGGUCCUAGGUUUUCGAACACCAUUGUGCAAAACCUCGACGUUUUCUUCCAGAAACGGCCACCCAAGGACCGUCACAUUCUAAUUAUCGCCACCACGAGACAGAGGGCGAUGCUGAAGCAGUUGGAUAUGUUCAAUUCGUUCGAUGCAGAUAUUAGGGUUCCGAACGAGAUGGGCCGUUCAGAACUCCAAAGGAUCAUGGAACAUGAGGGUGCAUUUGAUGCUGAGGAGAUCAACCAGGCAUUGGAUUACCUCCUUGAGACCCCUGAUGCCACGAUUAAUGUCGGUGUGCGGACGGUCCUUUCUGGAAUUGAGACAGACACUGCCGAAGGAGGUCCUAGCAGGGUCGAGCGGUUUGUGAACUUCAUCCAAGGCAGAAUUGACGCAGAGAUGAGUUCUGUGUAG